GGUUUCUGACGCGACGUACUACGGUUUACUUCUAGUUUACAGUCCGACCACUAACCUCCAUGCGAGUGGGGCAAACAUGUUCAAUAAAAAGCCCCGCAGGAACUUUCGGCGGAGAAAGGAGAACUCCAGUGAAGAGGAGGAGGAGCAGAAGAACAACGGGGAUGGAGAGGACAAUCAGAAAGCUCCCAUUGUGGUAAAUAAGCCGUUGAAUCUGGCCCAGGGCCGCGGGAUCUCCUGCAGCUCCAAGCGGGAAGCGACGCCUCCUGAGCCGGAUAGCAGCGACGGGGAAGACGGUGAGAGUGACAGGAGGCUGGGAGUGACAGAAGAAAUAGAGGAGAGGAAGAAAGACGGGACUAAGAAAAAAACAAACAUCCUCAGUUUCUCUGACGACAAAGAAGCUGAGGGGCCAACGUUUAAGCUGAAGAAGUCUUCUGAAAAAGCUGUGCUGUUCCAAGUUAGGAGGAAGGAGGCUUCACCUGCCAAGACGACCCACAGCACAGCCCCAGCAGGUGGAGGUGUCCCACCAUCUGGUUCUCUCAGGCAAGAUUAUGACACUCAGGCUUCACCACGUAAUGAUGACGAUGAUGAUGACGACGACGACGAUGAUGAUGAUGAUGAUGAUGAUGACAGUGACAGUGAUGAAGGUGGUGUCAGGUCUCCCUCAAUCAGCUCAGCCUCAGACUCCAGCCGCUCUGCUACUAAACCAGUAAUUAUCCCCAAUGCUGAAGAGAUCCGGGCAGCCAGGAGGCAGCGUCGCACCACUCGAGCCCAGAAAGAGUUCAUUUCCCUGGGUAGAGAUGGCCAGAGUUCCGCUGGUAGCACCCCGGAUCAUUACAGCAGAGACGACGACGAAGACAGAGUUGAUGAUGACGAUGAUGAGCCAGAUGAUCAUGAGAGAAGAAUCGAGUUCGCCCCACGAUUGAAGAGCAUAAGGGAGAGGAUUGCUGAGAAACUUGGAGGAAGUGAUGGCAGUCUCUCAGGGACUGAUGGAGAAGAGCAGGAACUUUGGGAGGAGACACAAAUUGAGAAGGGAGUCAAGAGACGACCAGGAGAACAGAGCCCAUCUGGCAGUGAAUCCAGCCGCUACAGCAGCAGCAGUAGCAGCCGGCGAGACAGGCGAAGACAAAAGAAGAGACCAGCAGGGGGCAGAAUCCCAAAGACUCUUUCUCCCAUCAGUGUCUCAAUGGUUAAGAAGAGAAUCAUUGGAAAACUAGACUCCAUGAAGGAGGUGCACAGAGCACGGCAGGCAGAGCUGAGGAGGAUGGAGGGCGAUGUUGAGUGCGCUAAAACCUCUGUGGAAAGUCUGGAGGAGGCUUCCUCAGAGAGUCAGCUGAAGUUUUACAGGGCCAUGACCCUCUAUGUCCACAACCUGGUGGAGUGUCUACGGGAGAAGGUUGUUGAGAUCAACUCACUGGAACUGGAGUUGCACGUUCUGCUGUCUGACCAGAUGGAGGCGCUGUUGGCACAGAGGCGACAGAGAAUCAAGGAGCAGGCUGACCGUCUGCAGCAGCUCAGCUAUAACACAGAUGAGCAGAGCGGAAACACAGCCAGUGGAACAGAAACUCAAGGCGAGGGAGACACUGGUGUUAAAGCUGAGGAUGUUGUCGGUAUACCUGAAGACACAGAGCUCACAGCAGAAGAGGAGGAGCAGCUGCAGAAGAAGACAGCUGAUAUCCUGUUGAGGUCCCAGGCAGUGUUUUCUGACGUCCAGGACGAGUUCUCCAACGUUAAGGAGAUUCUGUCCCGGUUUGCAGAAUGGAGAGGAUCUUACUCUGACUCUUAUCACAGUGCCUACAUCUCUCUAUGUCUGCCCAAGUUGUUGAACCCCAUCAUAAGACAUCAGCUACUGCCGUGGAACCCACUAAAGGAUAAUAGUGGGGAGUUUGAAAACCACCCAUGGUUCACAGCAGUGGAGACCUUUUGUCACGGUCAUGGCCAUGAGGAGCUAGAACACACAGACAGACAGACACUGUCCAAUGUCAUAGAAAAGACUGUCCUACCCAAAAUAACAGCCUAUGUGGAGUUGGUGUGGGAUCCCGUGUCUCGCCAUCAGUGCGUCUGUCUAUCGGACAUAUGUCACAGACUGAAGGAGGACUAUUCCAUCUUUCAAGGGGAGCAGACUAAACCGGUCAAGGCAUUCAUAGAGUCUGUGAUCAACCGACUGAGGAGCUGUGUGGAUGAAGAUGUCUUCAUCCCUCUGUACCCCAAAAAGUUCCUAGAAGACCAGUCAUCGCCUCAGUGUCGCUUCAGGGAUGAACAGUUCUGGACGGCCAUAAAACUACUAGGUAACAUGGGAAAAUGGGAUAUGCUGCUUCCUGAGUCUGUAUUGAAGGAACUGAUGUUGGACAAACUGCUGAACCGAUACCUGAUGAUCACCCUGUGCAGUCAGACUCUGCACAACAAUGCUGUCCAUGCAUGCAGAAAGAUAGCAGAUAGUCUGCCACUAUCUUGGCUCAAAGGAGAGACUGUCUGUUUGCCUCAGCUCCAGAAUUUCAGAAACUACCUAGUUCAGAGAGUUCAUACCAUUUGCAAACAGCAGCCUUCUGAAGAUCCAAACACAAGGAUUGCUGUGGUUGAAGUGCUGCAGAUUUUGAGCAGAAUCAGGUGCAAUGACUCCAUCAUGGCUAUAGCAGAGAAAUACCACUAUGAAUAUGUCAUCUACUCUCACCAACUGCUGAACCAAGAGGCAGUAUGAAGAACAGAUGUUGGAUCAAACAGUACACUGCCAUUUUGAAAAAAAUUGCACAGUACAGCAGGAGAGGAAUAAGACAAUAAUUCACCUUCAUGCUGUUUAUAGUCAUGAACAUUUUGCUGUCCAUUUUUGUGCAGGACAUACCUGUAUUUUUAUGAAUAAAUAUUUGAAUUUUGUUAAUAUA
Morone saxatilis (striped sea-bass) is the source of this 2876-nucleotide messenger RNA. RefSeq names its product GC-rich sequence DNA-binding factor 2 (gene gcfc2). Gene Ontology annotation, biological process: mRNA splicing, via spliceosome. NCBI's taxonomy places the organism in Eukaryota, Metazoa, Chordata, Actinopteri, Moronidae. Gene Ontology annotation, molecular function: DNA binding. The transcript has 18 exons. Gene Ontology annotation, cellular component: nucleus. The record is from RefSeq and is a predicted model, not a curated record. The coding region runs from base 77 to 2695 and encodes 872 amino acids.